GACAAUUUUGACAUAAAUACGUGACUACAGCAAGACUACAGUGAAACAGUGAUGCUAUGCUGAACUUUGCCGUGUUCUUUAUUAAAUUCAACUUAAUCUGAAUUUGUUUAUAUUCUAUUUAGUAAUAAUACUAAGAACAUUAUUUAAAAUAAGGAAAACUGUGCUCUCCGUACCUGUACCAGUGCUACAAAAAGCGUUGAGUUAUUGCAAUGAGUUCAAGACAUCGUGAACGCGAUAGAAGUCGUUCUAGAUCUCGUGACCGCGAAAGGGAUAGGCAUAAGGAACGAGACCGCGAAAAGACCAGAGACCGUGACCGCGAUAAGGAUCGCGAGCGAGACCGGGACAGGGACCGCGAUCGCGACCGUGAUCGCGAUAGGGACAGGGACCGCGACCGGGACCGUCAUCGCUCCAAGAGGGACAAGGAGCGCGAUCGCAGCCGGAGCCGCGACCGCCACAAAGACAAGCGCCGGAGCCGCACUCGCUCGCGCACCCGGAGCCGCAGUCGCAGCCGGAAGUCUAAAGAUAGAGAUGGGACAAUAGCCCUGCUGGACCAGAUGGUGGGCACCACAACCAAGGCGACAGCGCGGCAGGUGACCAGUAACGGCGCCAUCAACCCCGCCACGCAGGCUGCCAUCCUCGCCGCCGCAGCCGUCGCACAGACGUUUGUGGCGCAGCGUCGCAUGGCGGCGCCCGUGCAGCCCGCCGCCGCCGCCGCCGCCGCGCUGUCGGCCGCCACGGCCAUCCCGCCGCCCACCUCCGUGCAGCAGAAGCUGGAGCUGCUGCAGGCGCGCGCCGACAGCCGCUACCGCCCCGAGCGGCCCGAGCGCCACGACUACCACCCCGACGACGACCAGGACGACGGGCUCGGCCCCGCCGGCGAGACGGCGGCCGAGCGGCGCGCGCGGCGUAGGCGCACGCGCUGGAUGGGCUCGGAGCACGACAAGACGUUCAUCCCCGGCCUGCCCACCGUGCUGCCAUCCACGCUGACGCGCGAGCAGGAGGAGCAGUACUUGCUGCAGCUGCAGAUCGAGGAGGUGUCGCGCAAGCUGCGCUCCGGGGACCUCGGCAUCCCCGCCAACGUCGACGAGAGGUCCCCGUCGCCGGAGCCCAUCUACUCCACGGACGGGAAGCGCCUCAACACGCGCGAGUACAGGACGCGCCGCAAGUUGGAGGAGGAACGACAUCGACUCGUCACCCGCAUGCAUCAGAUCAAUCCUGACUUCAAGCCGCCGCCCGACUACAAGCCGCCCAUCAUCCGCGUGCACGAUAAGGUGAUGAUCCCGCAGGAGGAGCACCCCGACAUCAACUUCGUGGGACUUCUCAUCGGACCGCGCGGCAACACGCUCAAAGCCAUGGAGAAGGAGACUGGAGCCAAGAUAAUAAUUCGCGGCAAGGGCUCCGUGAAGGAGGGCAAAGUGGGUCGCAAGGACGGACAGCCCCUGCCGGGCGAGGACGAGCCGCUGCACGCCUACAUCACCGCCACUAACGCUGACUGCGUCAAGAAGGCCGUCGAGAAGAUCAAAGAGGUGAUCCGUCAAGGCGUGGAGGUCCCGGAGGGCCAGAACGACCUCCGCCGCAUGCAGCUGCGGGAACUGGCGCAGCUCAACGGCACGCUGCGGGAGAACGACGCCGUGCGCUGCGCCAACUGCUCCGCCACCGACCACAAGACGUGGCUCUGCCCGGACAAGCCCAACGUCACCAACAGCAUCGUGUGCUCCUCGUGCGGCGGAGCCGGACAUAUUGCACGAGACUGUCGAGCCAAGCGACCCGGCCAGGGCACGCUGCACUCCACCUCCAACAAGGCCAAGAUAGACGAGGAGUACCUGUCGCUGAUGGCGGAGCUGGGCGAGGCGGCGCCGGGCGGGCCGGGCGGCGCGGGCGGCGCGGCGCGCCAGAGACCUCAGCCUCAUGAUAUUCAUAUAGAUUACGAUAGUAACCCUAUACAUGAGGUAGAAUCAGCGCAAUUCUUAGGCCUAUCUAUCGAUAGGCAGUUGAAUUGGAAGGCGCAUAUAGAAAAAUUAUGCAAAAAGGUGAGCAGUUCUGCAUACGCUAUGUGCAGAUUGGCUCCAGUAGUUAGCAUCGAUACUUCACUCACGGCCUACCUCGGUCUUGUUGACUCUGUCUUACGCUGUAUAUUUGCAGUAUUAGUCCUUACAUCAGGGAAUACCUUAUUGACGUCCUGGUGUAUUACAGGAGCGGGCGCGGGGGCGCAGCCUCCAGUGCCGGGCGCUCCGCCCCCGCCGGGCGCCGCGCCGCUGCCCGCCUAUCCGCCGCCGCCGCCGCCGCCGCACCAGGGUGACGGCAAGAUGGGCCCGCCGCCGGCAGUGCCCGGGCCGCACAUGCCGCCUCCGCCGCCGGGCAUGCUGGGGCUGUGGCGCGGCGCGUACAACCCGCCGCCGUGGGGCGCGCCGCCGCCGCCCGCCUUCCUGGCGCCGCCGCCGCCGCCGCCGCCCGCCUCGCAGGACUAGCUCAUACUGUUUACCACGAUUAAAUGAAAUUAUCGAAUGCCAUCGUUUCUCUUACCCUGUACUUACAGCUCGUAAACUUUUACUUGGCCUGUUGCCAUUAGACUUGAAGCGUGAACUAUAAAAGUACUGUUACGCGUGCUCAAGCAUAAUAUUCUAUUGCAUAUAAGCAUUCUAUUAAGACAAGACUGCCAAUAAAAAAACUGUUGAAAGUGAAUUCUCCCUCCUCCGCUGACGCCGGUCGCCGGUGACCCCCGUGGCGUUUAACGUGCUAAUGCAUGUUUUCAGCACGCUCAGACUCCUUUCAAAGACGACUAAGUUAAAAAGUUCUAUGGAGAUUGGCAUUGACAACUAAACUCAUUCGUAUUAUUUAAGUAGUCAGUAUAAAAUAUAAAUAUCUGUAGUGA
This is a messenger RNA of Spodoptera litura, 2872 nucleotides long. It is a transcript of the gene SF1, whose product is annotated as splicing factor 1. Gene Ontology annotation, cellular component: nucleus. The record is from RefSeq and is a predicted model, not a curated record. Gene Ontology annotation, biological process: regulation of mRNA splicing, via spliceosome. Gene Ontology annotation, molecular function: mRNA binding; zinc ion binding. NCBI's taxonomy places the organism in Eukaryota, Metazoa, Arthropoda, Insecta, Lepidoptera, Noctuidae.